This is a messenger RNA of Prunus dulcis (almond), 1718 nucleotides long. Its product is annotated as IAA-amino acid hydrolase ILR1-like 5. The record is from RefSeq and is a predicted model, not a curated record. Gene Ontology annotation, cellular component: endoplasmic reticulum. Gene Ontology annotation, biological process: auxin metabolic process. Bases 174 to 1478 code for a protein of 434 amino acids. Lineage: Eukaryota; Viridiplantae; Streptophyta; Magnoliopsida; Rosales; Rosaceae. The transcript has 5 exons. Gene Ontology annotation, molecular function: IAA-Ala conjugate hydrolase activity.
AGAGUGUUUUGCUACCAUCGCCAAAGUAAAAGCAACGAGCUUUACAAGUGGAAGAAUAUUCACUUUAUAAUUCUACCCUUCUCUUACAGUCAAGUCAACAGCUACUCUUGUCCUCUUUCCGACCCAUAUCAGUUAUUGGUUUUCUUCGCAAUUUCGAUCAUACCAACAACAAAAUGGAUUCUUGUUCGAUCGCCAAUUUUCUGCUCGUUUUACUGCUCUCACUUGCUUCUCUUUGUCCCGUCCAUGGCACUCAUGAGGAGGAUCAUAAUACCAACUAUGCAAAAGAGAUUCUAAGCGCAGCCCAGCAAGAUAAACAGUGGUUGGUCUCCAUAAGAAGGCAAAUCCAUGAAAACCCAGAACUCAGAUUCGAAGAGUACAACACCAGUGCUCUUCUACGCAGAGAAUUGGACCAACUUGGCAUCACUUACACAUACCCAAUUGCCAAAACUGGUAUUGUUGCCCAAAUUGGCUCUGGUUCGAGCCCUGUUGUUGCACUUCGAGCUGACAUGGACGCCCUCUCAUUGCAAGAGCUUGUAGAGUGGGAGCACAAGAGUAAGGUUGAUGGUAAAAUGCACGGUUGUGGUCAUGAUGCUCACACGACCAUGCUUCUUGGCGCUGCUAAGUUGCUUAAUCAACGGAAAGACAAACUUAAGGGAACAGUGAGACUUAUUUUUCAACCUGCGGAGGAGGGAGGUGCCGGCGCAUCUGAGAUGAUAAAAGGAGGUGCGCUUGGUGAAGCUGAAGCAAUAUUUGGGAUGCACGUUGCUUAUGGAAUACCUACCGGAACUAUAGCAUCCAUUUCAGGGCCACACUUAGCUGCUGUUUGCUUUUUUGAAGCCAAAAUGGUCGGGAUAGGCGGGCAUGCUGCAGAACCCCAUCUUACUGCCGACCCAAUACUUGCUGCCUCAUUUGCAAUUUUGGCAUUGCAACAACUCAUCUCAAGAGAAGUUGAUCCCCUCCAUAGCCAAGUUCUGUCCGUUACUUAUGUUAGAGGUGGGAGUGCAUCCAAUGUAAUUCCAUCACAUGUUGAAUUUGGGGGCACAUUGAGGAGUCUUACAACUGAAGGCUUGUGGAAACUCAGGAGGCGGUUGAAAGAGGUUAUUGAGAGCCAGGCAGUGGUGCACAGAUGUAAUGCAUAUGUCGACAUGAAAGAUGAAGAAUUCCCACCAUUACCUGCUGUUUUCAAUGAUGAAAGCUUGCAUCUGCAUGUGAAGAGGGUUGGAGAACUUAUGCUUGGUCCUGAGAAUGUGAUGGCAUGCGAGAAACUCAUGGCAGGUGAAGACUUUGCCUUCUAUCAGGAAGUGAUACCUGGAGUGAUGUUUAGCAUUGGAAUUAGAAAUGAGGAAGUGGGUUCAGUUCACUUUCCACACUCCCCUUACUUCUUUCUUGAUGAGGAUGUCCUUCCAAUUGGGGCAGCAUUACAUGCUGCCUUGGCGGAGAUUUAUUUGGAUAGCCACCAACAUUCGGUUAAACAGUAAAAUUUCAGAGCAAUUGGUGUGGAGCGUUCUGCAGAAACUUGGUGGUUUGGUUGCAUGCUGCUAUAUUGUACUAAGCAGUGUCAAGCUGAUGAAGUAGUGAAUGAGAAUGUAAAUUUGUUUCAAACAAGUGAAGAAUUCGUUUUGUUCAAUGAUUCACUUGUUUAUAAAUGAACAAAAAAGGUUAAGGAAAAUGAAAAUUUUCAGGUUGAAAGUCAACAAGAGAGUACCCUUAAAUGUGAA